AUGACCGUCACAACAUACAACAUCCUCAUCCUCCCCGGCGAUGGCAUCGGUCCGGAAAUCAUGACUGAAGCCACCAAAGUCCUGGACGCGUUCACCUCGCCCGCUCUCCGCUUCAACCUCCGCCAGGAACUCAUUGGUGGAUGCAGCAUCGACGUACACGGCAAGCCGAUCAUGGAGGACGUCAAGCAGGCCGCAUUGUCGUCGGACGCGGUGCUUUUCGCCUCGGUCGGGGGUCCGAAAUGGGACCAUGCGCGGCGUGGAUUAGACGGGCCUGAGGGGGGUCUGCUGCAGCUGCGCAAGGCUAUGGACAUCUAUGCAAACCUGCGACCUUGCUCAGCGGAUUCGCCGAGUCGCGCCGUGUCCAGAGAGUUUACGCCCUUCCGGGAUGAGAUCAUCGAGGGGGUGGAUUUCGUGGUGGUCCGGGAGAAUUGCGGAGGGGCGUAUUUUGGACGGAAGGUUGAGGAUGAUGAUUACGCAAUGGACGAAUGGGGCUACUCCACCUCCGAAAUCCAACGCAUCGCGCGCCUCUCCGCCGAAAUCGCUCUACGUCACGACCCCCCUUGGCCGGUGAUCUCGCUCGACAAAGCCAACGUGCUCGCCUCCUCGCGGCUCUGGCGUCGCGUGGUCGAGAGAACUAUAACAACCGAAUACCCCCAGGUUAAGCUGGUGCACCAGCUCGCCGACUCGGCGUCUUUGAUCCUUGCGACGAACCCGCGCGCCCUGAACGGCGUGCUCCUGGCCGACAAUACCUUCGGAGAUAUGAUUUCCGAUCAGGCGGGUUCGAUCGUCGGCACGCUGGGUGUUUUGCCAAGUGCCAGUUUAGAUGGACUACCAGGUGGGUCGGGAGACACGAAGAAGACGAAUGGAUUGUAUGAGCCGACGCAUGGGUCUGCGCCGACCAUCGCGGGCCAAAACAUCGCCAACCCCGUUGCCAUGAUCCUCUGCGUGGCGCUCAUGUUCCGCUACUCGCUGAACAUGGAACCCGAAGCGCGCCGGGUGGAAGACGCCGUGCGAACGGUGCUGGAUGCAGGUAUCCGCACGCCAGAUCUGGGAGGGAAGGCGGGGACAAUGGAAGUGGGGGAUGCGAUCGUGCGGGUCCUGAAAGAGCAGAAAGUUUGA
This is a messenger RNA of Aspergillus affinis, 1119 nucleotides long. RefSeq names its product 3-isopropylmalate dehydrogenase. Lineage: Eukaryota; Fungi; Ascomycota; Eurotiomycetes; Eurotiales; Aspergillaceae. Gene Ontology annotation, cellular component: cytosol. Gene Ontology annotation, molecular function: 3-isopropylmalate dehydrogenase activity; NAD binding; magnesium ion binding. The record is from RefSeq and is a predicted model, not a curated record. Gene Ontology annotation, biological process: L-leucine biosynthetic process. The transcript has 3 exons. The coding region runs from base 1 to 1119 and encodes 372 amino acids.